Cheilinus undulatus (humphead wrasse) is the source of this 558-nucleotide messenger RNA. RefSeq names its product protein FAM237A-like. The coding region runs from base 1 to 558 and encodes 185 amino acids. NCBI's taxonomy places the organism in Eukaryota, Metazoa, Chordata, Actinopteri, Labriformes, Labridae. The transcript has 3 exons. The record is from RefSeq and is a predicted model, not a curated record.
AUGGCCCCGGUGCUCCUCAUCGUACACGUGCUCACUGUGUUUGUGCUGAGCUGCGCGCGCGCCGUCCCGCUCCGGGACCAGGUGGACCCCUUGACGGUCCCCCGGGCGAACCCGCAGUGCUGGGAGUCUUCCUCGGCUCUGCUGCUGGAGAUGCGAUCCCCGAGGAUCGCUGACACGGUGCCCGCCCUCUGGGACGUGAUGAAGUUCCUGCGAGCGUCAGACAACAGCAAACACACGGCACUGUUCUGGGACCUGGCCCGGGUCUUCUGGGACCUUUAUCUGGACUGUGUGUUGUCCCGGAGUCAUGGCCUGGGAAGGAGACAGGUGACCGCGGUACACUCCCUCAUCACUGACAGAAAUGGAUGUGGCUUAUUGGGUGUGGCUCUCAUGAUCGUCCUCUUAGAUCAGGAGAGGAGUGUGGAACUUUCUUCCAAGUCCUUCAGGUUCAACAGAUCAGGAGUGAACUCGCAGGCGUGGAUCAGUGUCAGAGUGAGACGUAGAGGACACAUAAAGACCCUGAAGACUAAACGUGAAUCAAACACAAACCACCACAAAUAA